Messenger RNA from Clupea harengus (Atlantic herring), 2640 nucleotides. Its product is annotated as TNF receptor-associated factor 6-like. NCBI's taxonomy places the organism in Eukaryota, Metazoa, Chordata, Actinopteri, Clupeiformes, Clupeidae. Gene Ontology annotation, cellular component: plasma membrane signaling receptor complex. The record is from RefSeq and is a predicted model, not a curated record. Gene Ontology annotation, biological process: regulation of canonical NF-kappaB signal transduction; lipopolysaccharide-mediated signaling pathway; regulation of apoptotic process. The coding region runs from base 1208 to 2194 and encodes 328 amino acids. The transcript is spliced from 5 exons. Gene Ontology annotation, molecular function: zinc ion binding; ubiquitin protein ligase activity; protein binding.
CACAUCUGGGAUUCUAGGGCAUAGACAUAUGUAUAUAUGUCUAUGUUCUAGGGAACAUCUUUGAUACUACCCCAGUCCACUUUGUACUAGCCCACAUGUAGACUGCGUCAUUUAUUGUUGUCGGUCAAAUUAACUAAUGUUGGCUAUCCUACAAGAACGGCAUGUGGUUGACACCUGAGUGUGCUUUUUACUAAAUAGUGUUGUGUAUUUUUCUUCGUUGCUAGCGUGAAAAUGUAGGUAUUGUCUAGGCCUACUCACUGGAUGCUGAUCUGGCAGCAAAGCGUACAGUUUUUUUUUAAAAACAGAAAUGGGAAGUUAGGCUACAGCUUACCAUUGUUCUGUAGAUCAUGUUGAACAUUUAUACAUGUUGAGGAAGUAUAAAAUGUAGUUUGAGAAAAUUGUGUUCGCAAGAAUAGCUGCCUGAAGUAAGUCUAUUACAUUUUGGGUAAAAUCAGAUUGGCUGUAAAAAAAAAUAUAUAAAUUUGUUGUUAUAAAUGUAGUAGGCUGAAGAUUUCAUUAUCUAGCCACUUACGCUACUUUCAAUUAAGAUCAAAUAUUUCAGGCUGUAUUCCUAUUAAUCACAUCGACCAAUAGCCUAUUUAGCUAUACAUCUAGCAUCAGUAGGGUGUUUAGGCUAACGUUACCCCAGUUUCAAAAUGAUUUUGAUAAACUUCUACUUUAUAGCCUAAUUGUUAUGGGUAGGCAUACUGUUUUAGAACUGGGCUAACUCUAUGAUUCAUUUUUCAGUCAUAAAAAACGAUGGGCGAGCAGUGUUGUAAUAUAAAAGACUAGGGAGAAGAUACGGGGUUUGAACUACCUGCUCCUGGCACAGAUAAAAAUCCCAGGUCAGGUGUACUACAGACACUUUGUUGAAUUAAGGAUUAAUUCGCAGGGUUCUUAAAAGAAAAGUGUGUUCCUGUCUCGUACUCUUAACAGAUAAGCUGUUGCAGUAAAAUUAAGCCAAAGGUCCAGUUGACAAUGAGGUAUUGACACCGGACCAACUCUUCAGAAAUAACUUCGCCAAUCGUGAGAUCCUGCCACUUACUGCGGCCUGCAGCAAUACCGGUUGUCACCAGAAGAUGGAGCUCCGAUAUUUAGAUUUCUCUACAGAACAGUGCCGCUGUGCCAGGCUGCAUUGCAAAAGAGCCAGCUGGAGGAGCACACAGGCCAACAUUGCCCACGCCGCUUAGUCUCCUGCCCUGCCUGUAUGGAGAUGUACAUCUGUGAGGAGAAACAGUUUCAUGAUGAGCUGUGCCCUUCCGCUAGUGUGGUGUGUGGGUUCUGUAGUGCAGAGCUCAUUCGUGACCAUUUGGCUUCUCACUGUGACACAGACUGUCCUGAAGUUCUUGUCACCUGCCCUUUCAGUUCCUUUGGAUGUGAGGAGGAAAAGAUGUCACACAGCUCCCUUGCCCAACACAUGCAAGAAUUCACCCACUAUCACUUGAAUUCCAUGGCUGCCUUUCUCAGGCACCAGAGCCUGUAUGGAGAUCCAUCCAUAGUUGACUCCAAGGAUGUGGCCGCAAGGAGUUCUGCUGCCACGUCUGAAAUGGAUACUAGCUCGAGAGGCACGAUGAACCUCUUGGAGCUGCGACACAUGCGUGAGACUGUGCAACAGCUGGAGGGUCGCCUGGUGAGGCAGGACCACCGGCUCCGUAAGCUGAGCAUCCAGUCGCACGGCCAGGCAGUGCAGCUACCGGACUUGCACAGACAGACAGCUGCUCUGGAGGAUGCUGUGCAGGAGCUGAAGGCCCAGCAGUGCGACGGUGUCUUCACGUGGCACGUGGAAGGCUUUCCAGAGCACCUGAAGAGCCACAGAGCCAGUCAGCCUGUGGUCCUGUACAGUCCAGGUUUCUACACAGGCCGGCCCGGCUACAAGCUCUGCCUGAGGCUGCAGCUGCAGCCGCCCACUGCCACGCGCAGCCCCGACUUCCUCUCCUUGUUUGUGCACGCCAUGCAUGGGGCUUUUGACAAUCAGAUGGCCUGGCCCCUCCAAGGCACCUUCAAGCUGACCAUACUGAAUCCAAAUGAGGGUCAGCAUAUUAUGGAAGUAAUGGAGACCAACCCAGGCCUGCUUGCAUUUCAGUGCCCUACUAGUGAUCGCAGCCUGAAGGGCUUUGGUUACGUCGCUUUUGUGCACCUGAGCAAGCUGUGCAAGAGGUAUAUGGCAGACAAUGUCCUGCGAGUGUGUUGUUAGGUCUCACUAAAACCUUGAACUUUAGGGGAAACUAAAUCAUUGUGGUUCAACUCUGGCCAAACUUGAAGUUCUUGUGUGAAACUCAAUACUAUGACUACAACACCUAAAUACACAGACAACACCAGAAAGUAGUCUCUGUAAAUGGAUAUGCAGUGUGCUGCUCAUGAGGCAGUACAACUACUCUACACUUCUUCUGAAAAAGAAUGACUUUCAUUCACCAUCUGAAAAAGAAUGACUUUUUGACCUGGGCCCAGUGUUAUAGUCUAUCUGAAAAUAGUGGAAUAGGCUUUUUAAAAUUGUGAGUUAUUAUUCCUCACAUUUGGAUUUCAAAACUAGCCAUUUUUUACUACCUGUAACUUCUGAAAAAAAUCACACAUAAUAGGUAUGCCAAUGUUUGAAACCAAAAAGGCUCCAGUCAUAUUUUGUCAUACUCAGUCAUGAUUUUU